Molecule: messenger RNA, 1707 nt
Organism: Metarhizium robertsii ARSEF 23
Lineage: Eukaryota; Fungi; Ascomycota; Sordariomycetes; Hypocreales; Clavicipitaceae
Product: Metallopeptidase, catalytic domain protein
Exons: 4
Coding region: 1-1707 (568 amino acids)
Molecular function (GO): metallopeptidase activity
Source: RefSeq, a predicted model, not a curated record
AUGCUGGACUCGGAAUACGCAGGUCCAAGAGACUACUUCUUUCUUAGCUCUCUUUCCAUACAUGCUUUCAACACCGUGAGGAUGCUGAUGCUACCUUUUCUUAUCUCCGGCCUGAUGGCUUCAGAGUCUAUGGCUGGUACCAUACAUAGCAGAAGUCCGUCUGGGCAUUAUUGUGGUACUCGGAGCCUCAGCCUGGAGGAGAGCGAGCUGCUGAAGCGGCAGGCCCCUCAGCCUGAUCACGGAGGACCCAUUAACUUGGGCUUCGUCAUGCAUUUCUGCUGCAACGGGAACCAAAACUGUCCUUCUAAUGACGUCGCCCAAGAGACCGUUGACCAAAUGAACACGAUUUUCAAGGUGACGGGGAUAAAUUUCAACCUUGAAAAUGUUACGCACAUUAGCAACAGGCUCUGCAAUGCUGGCUUAGACAAUGACCAGGCUAUUGAUAUGAUGAAGUCCGAGAUUCGUCAAGGCAACACGAGCACCCUCAACAUUGUAUACGUGCCGACAAACCAGGGGGCCGGAACUAAGGGCAAGUGCAUUUUGCCGCCACCCAGCGCCCCCAUUUCCCAGACAGUUGGUAGUAUUGACGGAUGCGCCGUCGCUAUGGACACUCUGCCCAAAAGCAACGGUAGCAACUCUCCAUCUAGAGGCGAUGAUGUUAGCGAGUUUCUGUCGUCCAGAAGCGAGGGUGAUGGCGCAAAUCCAAUCGGAUCGUCCAGAAGCGAGGGUGAUGGGGCAAAUCCAAUCGGGCUCUUGAUAACAACUACGCACGAGACGGGCCACUGGCUCGGUCUUGAACAUGUAGAACAAGGAGGUCAGGCGCAGAGACCUGGACGACAUUUAAAUGGGCCAUUUGGACGCCUUUUUGGACGACAAAGAGGCAGCGGCACCGGGAACGUCAUGGAGCCAUUUGUCACGCCAGGAAAACAGUAUGAAUUCAGUCAAGCUCAAUCCCAGCAGAUGCGCCAGGUAGCGCUCCGGCGCGUAAAGGAGAAGCAAGCUCCGAUAAGGGGCCAAAAUUCCCCCCCUAAGACUCCCCAGGGCCCAAAGGGCCCUCAAAUCCCGGAUGGAAAUCCCAGAGGUCCUUCCGGGUCUGAUAAUGGCCCAGUAUUCCCUGGUGCUCCUGGAGGUAACGGCCCCCAGGGCCCGAAUGGCCCUCAAACUCCGGGUCAAAUCCCGGGAAGUCCUUCUGGGCCUGGCAUCAAGCCAGGCAAGCCAGGAUUCCCUGCCGUUCCUGGCUUUCCUGGGGAGAAUGGCUCCGAGGGCCCAACAAACUUCCCUCCAACUCAACCGCAAGGACCUUCUGGGCCUGGUAGCCAGCCAGGCUUCCCUGACGUUUCUGACUUUGCUGGAACCAACGGCCCGGAGGACCCAGGUCUGAACCCAAUUCAGAACACAGAUGAAAACACAGAUCUGGACCUAAAUUUAAUCUCUCGGAUCCUAGACCUUUACGCUGAUCUGAACCCGGGCCAGAACUCAGAUCUCUCUCCAUUUCCGAACCAUAACCCGCAAGGCCCUUCUGGGCUUGGUAGCGGCGAAGAUUUACCUAAAGGCAAGGAUCAAGGCGGCUCUUCUGCCUCGCCGGUCGCAGAACAUCCCAUACCAGACAUUUCCGGUGUGCCGCAGAAGGAACAUGUCCUUGUCCUCCUGGUGUAUGACUACCUAUCUGAAGGCAUAAAGCUGUUGAUUGAGAUACGCAUCAAUUAG